This is a messenger RNA of Clarias gariepinus (North African catfish), 3677 nucleotides long. It is a transcript of the gene unc5a, whose product is annotated as unc-5 netrin receptor A. NCBI's taxonomy places the organism in Eukaryota, Metazoa, Chordata, Actinopteri, Siluriformes, Clariidae. Bases 559 to 3300 code for a protein of 913 amino acids. The transcript is spliced from 16 exons. Gene Ontology annotation, cellular component: membrane. The record is from RefSeq and is a predicted model, not a curated record. Gene Ontology annotation, biological process: netrin-activated signaling pathway; anterior/posterior axon guidance. Gene Ontology annotation, molecular function: netrin receptor activity; protein binding.
AGUUUUUACACCGCGGAUGCACGUUUCAGUCCUCCGUGCAGAGCAGCACAACCGGGACAUCUGCGUUUUAGUGCACAAGUGCGCGCGCGCGCGAGUGUUUUUAUCAUCUUCAUAACAUUGCAUUUAUUUAUUUUACGCUCUGAAACUUAAAGGAGGUUUAUAUACAUACAUACACAUGUGAUGGUUUAUUCGCCGCACGCGCAGCACCUGCGAUACGAUGCGUUCACGCGCGGUGUGUGAGCGGCGCGCGCGGCACUGACACAAAAGAGGAAGAGGAGGAGGAGGAGGCGCGCUGAAGGACGAAGAGGAGUGAGAGAGUGAGGGAGGAGAGGAGGCGAGGAGAGGAGGAGGAGAUCGGAUGCAGUCCGAGUCCAAACUCUCUGCGCACGCGAAACACGCCAAGCUCCACGCGCUGCAAGGAAGGACGCACGCGCACGCGCGCGCACACAGAACAUCCUCUUUUUUUUUUUUAUUCGUUCUUAGGUAUAUUUUGAAUCCAAGAAGGAUCAAAGGAGAAAAAUAAUAAGAAGAAGAAAGAAGAAAAAGAAGAAGGCGACAAUGCCGUUUCAUCCGCGUCCCUUUGUGCGCUGGAGAGUCGCGCAGAUCCUCGCCUCGGUCUGUCUUCUGUGCGUCGGAUUCACCUGCACCGGAGCGGAGCACGCGGCGACGGUGACGCACCCGCUCCCCGCCGCCUUCUCGGACCUGCUGCCGCACUUCCUGGUCGAGCCUGACGACGUCUACAUCGUGAAGAACAAGCCGGUGACGCUGACCUGCCGCUCGACGCCCGCCACUCAGAUCUACUUCAAGUGUAACGGAGAGUGGGUGCACCAGGACGACCAUCUGAUCGAGCGCACCGUCGACCCGGCUACAGGUUUCCCAGUGAUGCAGGUGAAGAUUGAUAUCUCGCGCCAGCUGGUGGAGAAGAUCUUUGGGCUGGAGGAUUACUGGUGCCAGUGUGUGGCCUGGAGCACAACAGGAACUCAGAAGAGCCAAAAGGCUUACGUACGCAUUGCCUAUCUCAGGAAGAACUUCGAGGAGGAGCCGCUAGGCAAAGAGGUGGCGCUCGACCAGGAGGUGCUCCUCCGCUGCCAUCCUCCAGAGGGCGUCCCGAUCGCAGAGGUGGAAUGGCAGAGAAAUGAUGAGCUGAUCGACCCCAAGGCUGACUCCAAUUUCUUCAUCACAGCGGACCAUAAUCUCAUCAUCAAACAAGCCCGGUUGGCCGAUACCGGCAACUACACCUGCGUGGCCAAGAACAUUGUGGCGCGACGCAAAAGCUCCUCAGCCGCCGUGAUUGUCUACGUGAACGGCGGGUGGUCCACGUGGGCCACGUGGUCGGCGUGCAGCGCCGUGUGCGGACGUGGCUGGCAGAAGAGGAGCCGGAGCUGCACUAACCCCGCCCCCCUGAACGGAGGCUCCGCCUGCGAGGGCCAGAGCGUCCAGACGAGCGCCUGCACUGCCACCUGUCCAGUGGACGGAGGCUGGAGCGAGUGGAGCAAAUGGUCAGCGUGUGGCGGCGACUGCACCAUGUGGAGGAGUCGGGAGUGCACCCAGCCCGCGCCGGGGACCGGCGGCAAAGCCUGCCAGGGUCUCGACCUCCAGUCGCUAAACUGCACGAGCGAGCAGUGCCCACAGACCGUGUCUGGUGCAGAGGACGUGGCUCUCUACGUGGGCAUCGUUGCCGUGGCGCUGUGUCUCACUCUGCUGCUGGUGGUCCUGGUCCUCGUGUAUCGGAGGAAGAAGGAAGGGCUGGAUGCGGACGUUGCCGACUCAUCCAUCCUCACGACCGGCUUCCAGCCUGUGGGCAUCAAACCCGCCAUGCCAGGUGUGUGGGCACCGGACCGGGCACAGCGCUGCAAAAACUCUCACCUGCUCACCAUCCAGCCGGACCUCACCACGCCCGGAUACCAGGGCUCGUUGCGUACGCGCCAUGACACGAAUCCCAAAUUCUCCCUGAGCGACGGCCCCCUACUGGAGCCUCUGGCUAACGGAUCGCACACCAUGGCCAAUGGCAAAGUGACCAGCGAGAGCGGACACCUCACCAGCCGUCUCACCACCCAGAGCUACUUCAAGACGCUCCCGCGAGACACCGUCCACACCUCCUACGGCACCUUCAACUUCCUGGGAGGACGGCUCACCAUCCCCAGCACGGGGAUCAGCCUGCUCAUUCCUCCCGAGGCCAUUCCCCGAGGCAAGAUCUAUGAGAUUUACCUCACCGUGCAGAGGAAGGACGAUGUGAGACUGCCCCUGGCUGGGUGCCAGACGCUGCUGAGUCCGGUGGUGAGCUGCGGCCCGCCGGGCGUCAUGCUGACUCGGCCCGUCAUCAUCAGCAUGGAGCACUGCUCGGAUUCCUGCGUCGAGCACUGGGCCAUCAGGCUGAAGAAACAGACCUACGAGGGAACCUGGGAGGAUGUGUUGCUGCUCGGAGAGGAGUUGGCGUCUGAGCCGUUUUACUGCCAGCUGGAGGCCGAGACAUGCCGUGUGUUCACCGAGCAGCUCGGACGCUUUGCUUUGGUCGGAGAGUCCCUCAGCAUGGCCGCGGCAAAACGCCUCAAGCUGCUGCUGUUCGCCCCGGCCUACUGCUCCACGCUCGAAUACACCAUCCGUGUCUACUGCACUGAUGACACACACGACCUCAUCCAGGAGGUGAUGCAGAUGGAGGCGCAGCUUGGAGGUCGCCUCAUAGACGAGCCGCAUGUCCUUCUGUUUAAAGACAGCUACCAUAACCUGCGCCUUUCCAUCCACGACCUGCCACAGGCCCAGUGGAGGAGCAAGCUACUCACCGCCUACCAGGAGAUCCCAUUCUAUCACAUCUGGAGCGGCACACAGCGGAGUCUGCAUUGCGCCUUCACGCUGGAGCGGUUGAGCGUGAGCACGUGCGAGCUCUCCUGCACACUGUGUGUGUGGCAGGUGGAGGGCGAAGGCCAGAGCUUCAGCCUCGACUUCAACAUCUCCAAGGACACCAGGCCACUGGAUGCCGAUCUCCUGCUGGUGGAUAAGAGCAGCCCGGCACUGGCCGGCCCGAGCGCCUUUCAGAUCCCCUACCUCAUCCGGCAGAAGAUCUGCAGCAGUCUGGAUGCGCCGUGUCCCAACGGAGCCGACUGGAGACUCCUCGCCCAGAGACUCAAACUCGACAGACACAUGAGCUUCUUUGCAUCCAAAGUGAGUCCGACGUCAACCAUCCUGGACCUUUGGGAAGCUCAGCACUUUCACAGCGGCAACCUGAACCAGCUCGCCGCCAUCAUGGCCGAGAUCGGCAAACAGGAGGCCAUGAUAUUCCUGGUGUCCGACGGAGAGUGCUAACAUACUUACACACAAUCACACACACACACACACACACACACAUAUAUACACAAACAAAGCCAGGAAAGAAGCCUCCGAAAUGCAGGAGGUCAAAAAAAGGUCUACUAGAACCUGGAAGGACAAAUCGAACAGGGUUUAGCCACCAAUACGGUGUGCGGUGACUAUAAAUACACACAUGCAACGUACAUUUACAUCCAGCAACGAUGUAUAAAACACUCACAGAUGUAGGUCCGGCCCUGUCACACAUCACACUUUUUUUUUAUUUAUCGUCAUGUUAGCUACACCUUUAUCUGAUUAAACGAACAAAGGAGUUGAAAUAAGUGCGGGAUUUUUACAAAGGCAAUUCAAAAGUUUGGACAAAAUGAGGACAGGGGUGG